AUGAAUGAUUGUAACAAUUUUUUCGAACCAUUGAAAGCUGGUUUCUUGCAUUAUCAAGGCCUUACAAGGUCCUUCUGCCAUGGGAAGAUCUAUUGCUCCUCCAUUACAGCAAGACUAGUGAAUUUAAAAAUUGGGAUCCCAUGGGACAAAUUACAAAUUUUACCCCUCAACCAAAAGAUCAGCAUUGCCGGAGUUAAUGUGACAUGCUUUGAUGCAAAUCACUGCCCAGGUUCCAUCAUAUUACUUUUCGAACCACUCAAUGGUAAGGCUGUUCUACACACGGGGGAUUUUCGUUUUAGUGAGGAAAUUGCAAAGAUCUCUGAUUUGCAGAAGUGUUCUAUUCAUACUCUCAUAUUGGAUACCACUUAUUGUGACCCGCAGUACGACUUUCCAAAGCAGGAAGCUGUAAUUCAAUUUGUCAUUGAAGCCAUCCAAGCAGAAGCUUUUAAUCCAAAGACUUUAUUUUUGAUUGGUAGCUACACGAUUGGAAAAGAAAGGUUGUUUGUAGAGGUUGCUCGUGCUCUCCGUAAGAAAGUCUAUGUCACUGCAGCAAAACUCCGGUGUUUGGAAUGCUUGGGGAUCCCUGAGGAAGAUAUGAAGUGGUUCACAUUAAAUGAACAGGACAGCCAUAUUCAUGUUGUUCCCAUGUGGACACUUGCAAGCUUCAAACGAUUGAAACAUAUGUCUAAUCAAUAUAUGGUCAUCUUUGAUGACUUACUCACACCUUGGUCAUCGUUUGAUGCCAUUUCCAACUUCUCGUGA
Molecule: messenger RNA, 762 nt
Organism: Ilex paraguariensis (yerba mate)
Lineage: Eukaryota; Viridiplantae; Streptophyta; Magnoliopsida; Aquifoliales; Aquifoliaceae
Source: the annotation of a GenBank genome assembly